CUCUUGGGUCAUUCUGGGUCUGAGGUUAUUUGCAUGUCAACUCCAAUGUCCCCUCCUUUCACAAUCUUGGGGGACGCCAUCCUCCUGGCAGCAGGCCUGGUCGUACUGACAAAAAGGGGAAUUCUCAACAAUAGGGAGUUAACGACCGACUCUUACAAAGAACUCUCCUCUGCCAGAAGGGGCUCAACUGGUAAAUCUUCAACCUUUAAAAAAAUGGGUAACCUUUUUUUACUCAUAACAUACUUCAUAUGUGGAUUUUGGCCAUCUUGGUUACCUGCAUAUAUUUUGGCUCCCACAGCAGGGGAAAGAUCUGAUCUAAGUCUGCAACUAAGGAUUUUAAUAGAAAAAUAACUUUAGAGCCUGUUGGCAGUAGUAAGAUUCUUAACUCUUUAAGGACAACCUGGUUAUUUUGUAAUUGGUCUUGUUUUGGUAUAGUUGUAUGCAGUUAAAUGCUAUCUAUCAAAAUUCCAGAAAUGGGCUUUUGAUUUGUAAUUAUGCAGUAUGUUUCUUAUAUGUGAUAAGCUGGUCUCACUCUCUCAAAUUUUCAUGUGUAUAGCGGGUUUUCAUUUAUGCUGUUAUAGAAGAACAAUUCUGUUCCAAGUACACAUAUUAGAAGUUCUUUAGAGUUCAGGGCUAUCUGGUGGUUUAAUUUUAAAUUUGGUAGAAAUAUUAAUUUUGUGUAGUGGUUUUGGUUUGUUAGUUUGAGAUUUUGUUAAUUUUGAGAUUUUUUAGGUAAGAUACUGAUGUAGAUACAUAUUAUAAUAUUGGUUCUUUGCAAAUGUUAACAUGAAUAUGUGUUAUAUUUUUGAAAGUUAUGCUGUAUUAAUCUCCUUUAAGUAGUGCUCUAUUAAUCUCUUUCAAGUAGUGUGGUAAACAUAGUUUUAAGGCUAUAGCAUAAUAUUAAAAUAGAAACUAUGUGAUGUAAGAUACUUUUUGUAACUAGCUCAAGGAAAUCAAGAAAUUCUUCACAUUAUCCUAUCUGGAUAGAGAUAACAGCAAGCAGACGCCAAGAUCCCAAGAAAAAAUUAUUGCUUCCUUAUCGGGAAAGCUCAGACUUAGAGGAACCAAGAAGACUGGUUUUCAAGAGGGGGUGGGGAAGCUAAAAAGCAGAAACACCCUAGUGUGAAAGGAAUGUUUGAAUCAUGUAUGAGAUAUAUGAAUAUACAAUAGGCUGUUGCUUUAAGGGGUAAUCCUUUGUUAGCAAGGUGUGCUUUGUGGCAGAGUGCCAGGCACCUGGAAGUCUGUAAUUCUUUGCUUUUUAUUGUUUCUUAUUAUCCUAAUUUUUAUUACUAUUUUCAUUACUAUUAAACUUCUAAAAUUUUAACAAAAGUGAAUGGCAUGUUUCCCAUGUAUUAAAGAGUGUGGUCGGUUUGGUGUUGGUUAAUUACUAGUGUAUUCAUUUUUUGUUGUGAAAUAGGCUUAAGAGAAAGGUAAAGUAGGUUUAAAAUUUUAAAAGGUGUCAUGGUUUGAGCCUGGCGCAGUGCCACUGCCCCCAUGAAAAUGCUUGCUCCCUGGUGUCUGCUGUGACAUGUGAUCAGAAAUAGAGCAAAGCAGGCUCCAGCUUAGGAAUAAGAGGGGAAAACUUUAUUACCCUACAACUAUAAAAGAAACACACAGAACUCAACUUUUCGCAAGCCGGGAAACCCGAUGUUGGAAAAAGAAUCGGGACUUGAGACGAAAGUCCCGGGAAAGCGACAGAAGGGUGCGUGGGAAGCUUAGGUCCCAAGCAGAAAUCCUGGAUGUGGAGUGCCGGAAAUCCAUCAAGGAAGGUCUCAUGCAGUUCCGAUGCAAUCAGGGUGUCUCGGUGGGGUGCCUUUAAGAGGAGGUAUGCGGCUAGGUCCGAGGGCGUCUUCCCUGAAGAAUACUUCUGCUGCCGUGAAGAUGGUCUUUCUCGCCGCUGGUAGCACCCCAGGGGGCGGAGGCAAAGGCAGAGGAGUACGCCUAGUGGGAAUCCUGAUUGGCCUGAGCCUAGUCAUGUGCGGGACGCAGAGUCUGAGCACUGAGAUCCCCAGGAAAUAUGGAAGUGAAAGCUCCAUGGAUGAGUGUGGAAAAUGCACUCAGGUGGUCCCAGUUGCAGGGGACGGGGUACUCUCGACAUACCAAGCCCCAGAGGAAUGUCUGAACGGAACUAGCAGGUACUGUUGGAAAAAUGGCACUCGGGUGAAAUUGUGUGAAUUGGAAAUUGGGACUUGGUGCAUCAAUCCCGAGGCAGGGUUAAGGAAUGGGCAGUCAAACGAUCAUGGGUUCCAGAGGAAAAAACGUGUUAUGGAACAGAUGUCAAUCCCCAUUUGUGACCAGUGUAAUCGAACUAUGUGGGUCGGGGGAAAGACAGAAUCAAUCUUUAUUGCAUAUCACCAGGUGAACCCUUUGUGCUAUGAUAGCACAAGGUUGGGGAUAUGCACAAUUAAUGGGAAAAUGUAUUGGGUGACAAAGAAUACGAAAUUUGACAAUAAAAUUACCCGGAACAAGGACCCAUUCAUAUUGGAUCUGGCACAGGCAAAUGAUGGCAGUGUGUGCCUGCAAUAUGAUAGGGUGGUUUGUGGUGUGAACAACAAAGAUGAUGAGAAUCCUGAAGGAAAAAUUAAAGAAAUAAUUCAAGAAAUGAAAAGAAGGGAGUCAGAAUUGAGGAAACGGAGGAUUGACCAGGAAAGGUUGAAAACACUGAGUGAACAGUAUGAGGCCUUGGAAAAACAAUAUGCUGAUGGGGAAUUACCUUCCCCAGAUAGGAACUUAUUCAUUGAUCUGAUUCAAGAAAUUGCAACAGAGUUGGGUUUAUCAAACUGUUGGAUUUGUGGGGGGCUGAAAUCUGCGGAGAAAUGGCCCUGGAAAGGGGAAGGUUUGGCACCAGAGCACCUUCAGAAAUGGGAUUGCCUGAGGGUCUCAAAAUUGGUACGGAGGCCUGAGGGGUGGGUUUUGGACCAAAGAGUGAUUAGCUCAAUUUGUGUCAGUCAAAAAGGGAGAGAAUACACUGAAAUGGUGGGAUACACUCCCUGUGUGUCUACUUUGAUGGUGAAUUCUGAUUCAAAAAGCAAGGUAUGGCUCCCUGCCCCUCCUUUGGGUAUUGGAGCCUGAAAAAUGAUACAAAUUGUGAGUGGGAUGAAAGAAUAGGGUUGUGCUGGGUCCAAAGUCCAGGAGCCAACCCUUUCCAAUCCUUGGAAAGUGUAAGAGAAUUCUGUGGAGAACCAGGGAAAAUAGACAUUAAAUGGAAAGCCCCGGAUGGGAUUUAUUUGAUCUGUGGCAUACAGUGAAUUACUCCCAACGUGGAAAGGGUCUUGCACUUUACGUGUGAUCAGGCCAGUUUUCUUCACUCUCCCGAGAAUGAAAAGCAAUCUGUUAGGGGCUCUGUUAUACGAGACCUUGAAAAGGGAGAGGAGGAGUCUGAAGAAGAUAAGACCGGUGAUAAGCGUGAAGCAAGCUUGGGGGGAAGAGGAGUGGCCAGCGGCAAGAAUAAUUGAUUAUUAUGGGCUGGCCACGUGGGCACAGGAUGGAAGCAAUGGAUAUAGGACCCAGAUUUACUUACUGAACAGGCUGAUCAGAUUGCAAGCAGAUAUGGAAAUUGUAUUGAAUCACACCUCCGAAGCACUGGAUUUACUAAGUUGGCAGCACACACAGGUGAAAGCCUUUGUGUACCAGAAUCGAAUAGCAUUAGACUAUUUGUUGGCCGAAGAAGGGGAAGUGUGUGGGAAAUUCAAUGAAUCAGAAGGUUGCAUUGAGAUUGAUGAUUAUGGGGAAGCCAUAAGAGGUUUGGCGGCCGAAAUUAAAAAGGUGGCCCAUGUCCCCGUCCAAAAAUGGAAUUUGAUUUUGCAGUCCUCAUGGUGGGACAAGUUAUUAGAUGGAGCAUAGUGGAACAAGGUAAUAUUUGUACUCUGAUCAGCAGCCGUGAUCCUAUUCCUACCCUGUUGAUUCCGUGUUUUAUCAGAUUGAUCCACUCUGUAGUCAGGGGAAUACAGAUUGCAAUAGUCCCCAUAGACUUGGAGGGAGCUUCUGGAGGUGAUGCAUCUAAGAUUAUGUGACUAGGGGAGAGAAAGUAUGACAGCAAUGCUGCAGAAGCAUUGGCAAGACUUGAAAGGCAAAACACUGAAGAAAGAAGUAGUGUAGUGUAUCUGGGCAUCCCACAAGGGGAAUACCAAAUAGUAUAAGAGGUACUCCGUUUGUGAGGAACCCUCUGUGGUGAUGGGUAGGAAUAGAAAAUUAAUAAAUUAGAAGCAUGAAUUAUAUGGGUAAAAGAAAUGGGGAGGGAUUGUAGUAUAUGAUAGAGAUAAUUCAUGCUUUGUAAACUGUAUGAAAAUUAUAAAGAUCCAACCGUGCCUCUGACCCCCAUGGCCAGAAGUAGGGCCUUCCUUUCUAUUCAAAAGAUUUCCCAGACUCACUCAGAUAAAAUCAUGAUUAAUAAUGAAUGAAUGAGUCCUUCCCAGGCAAUCAUUGGCCAUUUCUCAGGAAUGUCCAGAACAUUCACAGAACGGCACCUGGAAGAGAUUACACUGAGGAACGGGCUACAUCUGAAAAGAAGACCAUUUUGAGGAGCUCAGACAACCAACCAAACCUAUGGACUAACUUUUGUAUGCGACUGAAUCUGUAUAGUCCCUGUUAUACAUAUGUAGGGACUUACAGAAAUCUUAGGUCAUUUCUGCUGCAGGUGGAAUAAACUGUAUAUAAGCUGGCGACCUGGAGCAGUUGAAACUCUGGGGAGACGCUGACACUAUGUCAGUUUGAACCAGGUUCACCCAGCGUCAAAGUCCGGGGUUGACGCUGUCUUGGCUGUGGCGGUUUUAUAAUAUUCUAUUUUUGGUUGUCGAUCUAAUGAAUUUAUAAAAUAUUUUUAUAAAUUUGGCAGCCGAUUUGAUCAUUUACAACAAGUGAUAAGAAUUAGAGUAAAAUUUUUAGAAUACUUUUCUCUUUUUUGUAACUUUUUUUCUGAUAAUGUAGAGAAAUAAAAUGAAAA
Serinus canaria (Common canary) is the source of this 4942-nucleotide messenger RNA. RefSeq lists its product as uncharacterized. The record is from RefSeq and is a predicted model, not a curated record. NCBI's taxonomy places the organism in Eukaryota, Metazoa, Chordata, Aves, Passeriformes, Fringillidae. Bases 1786 to 3072 code for a protein of 428 amino acids. The transcript has 2 exons.